This is a messenger RNA of Triticum dicoccoides, 3355 nucleotides long. RefSeq names its product disease resistance protein RPM1-like. Bases 69 to 2843 code for a protein of 924 amino acids. Gene Ontology annotation, biological process: defense response to other organism. The transcript is spliced from 2 exons. Gene Ontology annotation, molecular function: ADP binding; ATP hydrolysis activity. The record is from RefSeq and is a predicted model, not a curated record. Lineage: Eukaryota; Viridiplantae; Streptophyta; Magnoliopsida; Poales; Poaceae.
CUGACUUUCUUUCUGGACCAGGGCAGCACUUUCUCGGCCACACCACGCAGCUCGCCUACGGCGAGGCCAUGGCCGAGAUGAUCGCGAUAUCGCUCUCGGCGAAGGUCGCCGCAACGCUGUCGCGCAGUGCGGUCGUCGACAUCUCCUCUCUCGUGGCCGUCCGCUCGGGCAUCGCCGCCGCGGCGCGGGACCUGGAGCUCCUCCGCGCGUUCCUCCGGUUCGCCGACUCCCGCCGCGGCGCGGACGCGCUCGCCUCCGCCUGGGUGGACCAGAUCCGGGACGUCGGCUUCGAGCUGGAGGACGCCGCGGACGAGUACGCCUUCCUCUCCGGCGGCGGCUUCGUCCGCGCCUGCGCUAACUUCGGCGCGUGGCUCGCUCUGGCCAGACGGCUAGGCAAGGCGCGGGUGAGGCUCCGCGACCUGUCGGACGCCAAGGAGCGGUACGGCAUCCGACCGGCCGAGGCCUCCGCGUCCAGCUCCGCUCCCGACGGCGGCACCGCGGCCUUCGUAGGCCGGAAGCUAGCGGAAGCAGCACAUUUCUUGCAGGAUGGGGAGAUCGUCGGCUUCGCGGCGCACAGAAGGUCACUGAUGAAAUGGCUCACGGAGGACCUUGACUCCCGGCGGUCGCUGGUCGCCGUGUGCGGGAUGGGCGGCGUUGGGAAGACCACUCUGGUCACCAGCGUGUACAAGGAGGUCGCCGCAAGCCGCCACUUCGACUGCGCUGCGUGGGUGUCCGUCUCCAAGAACUUCACUACGGAUGACCUUCUAAGGAAAAUUGCCAAAGAACUCCACCGGGACGCUCGGGCCGGCAUGCCAGACAUUGACGAGAUGGACUACCGGUCGCUGGUGGAAGCUUUGCGUGGGCAUCUCGCCAAGAAGAGGUACUUGUUAUUGCUGGAUGAUGUCUGGCAUGCCGAUGCGUGGUAUGAAAUACGCAAUGCGUUGGUUGAUGAUGGAAAAGGGAGCAGGAUAAUCAUCACAACACGCAGUCAAGAUGUUGCCUCUCUGGCAGCAUCCACCAGGAUCAUCAUGUUGGAACCGCUCCCUCAGCAAGAAGCAUGGUCCCUGUUUUGUAACACCACAUUCAGGGAAGAUGCCAACGGGGAGUGCCCGCAUCAUCUGGAGCAUUGGGCUUUGAAGAUUCUGGGCAGAUGUUGUGGUCUACCAUUAGCAAUUGUAUCAGUUGGUAAUCUCCUUGCAUUGAAGGAUAGAACGGAAUUUGCUUGGAAGAAUGUCCAUGACAGCCUUGACUGGAAUGAAAGCAGUGUUCGUGGAAUCGGGCAAGUGUCAAGCAUACUGAAUCUGAGCAUUGACGAUCUGCCUUAUUACCUGAAGAGAUGUUUGCUGUAUUGCAGUAUAUACCCUGAAGAUUUCUUGAUCAAAAGGAAAAUUCUGAUCAGGUUGUGGAUUGCAGAAGGCUAUUUUGAGGAGAAGGGCCAGGGCACAAUGGAGGAGAUUGCGGAUGAUUACCUGCACCAGCUCGUGCAACGUAGCCUGUUGCAGGUCACGCUAAAAAAUGAGUUUGGACGAGCGAAACGGCUCUGCAUUCAUGACCUGAUCAGGGAUUUGAUUUUGCAAAGGUCAGCAAAGGAAGGGUUCACUGUAUUCUCAAAAUGUCAGCCAACAUUGGAGUCAAGCAAAAAAAUCCGUCAUCUUAUACUUGAUCGAUGGGCAAGUGAUCAUCGACCAGUUCCAAAGAUGACAUUGCUUCGCUCCUUCAGCGCAUUUAAGUCAGAUGUGGAUUCUUCAGUCUUGUCUGGCUUUAGGUUAUUAACCGUAUUAAACUUAUGGUUCGUUCAGAUAGAUAAACUGCCUAGCUCACUGACCAAACUUCUUAAUCUGCGGUAUCUUGGCAUCCGUUCCACUCUCAUUGAAGAGCUUCCACAGGAUUUGGGACAGUUACAUAACUUGCAAACUUUAGAUACAAAGUGGUCCAGGGUCCAGAGACUACCACCAAGCAUAAGAAAGCUCGAUAACCUGCGCCACCUGAUAGUGUUUAGACGCCGAUCUGCAGACUUCAGGUCUCCGUUCCCUGGUACAGCAAUUGAAUUUCCAGAUGGGCUGCAAAAUCUUACUUGCCUGCAGACUCUAAAAUACAUUGAGGCUGAUGAGAAGAUGGUCAAAUCCUUAAAAAGCUUAAAACACAUGAAGAGCUUAGAGCUAUCUGGUGUGCAUGAGAGUAAUCUUAUUCAUUUGCCCUCAUCCAUCUCCACAAUGAGCGGCCUUCUGUGCUUGGGGAUUGUCAGUCGGGACGCUAAUGUAAUAUUGGACCUGGAGCCAUUUUAUCCACCCCCACUAAAGCUACAGAGACUUUCAUUGACAGGGAUGUUAGCCAAAGGUAAGUUGCCUUCAUGGUUUGGGCACCUUGAUAACCUCAUGCAGUUGCGGUUGUGUUCAUCUGAACUCAGAGGAGAUUCAAUUGGAUUGAUCUCAUCACUUCCCAGGCUGUUACAUCUUACCCUAAAGAAUGCAUACACCGACAAGAUCUUAACCUUUCCAGAAGGCAGUUUUCCAGUUCUUAAGAAGCUGAGCUUACAUGAGAUGCCUAAUCUUUCUCACGUCGAGUUUGGAAAAGGGAGUCUUGUACAUCUAAAUGUAUUAAUCCUAGGCCGUUGUGAUGAGCUAACUGCAAUACCCCAAGGCAUCGAGAACCUCACAGAGCUCAACAACCUUGAGCUUUUUGAAAUGCCAAGUGAGAUAAUACAAAAGAUUCAAGAUGGGGAAACAUUAGAGGGGAAUUAUGAAGAUUCUCAGCGCACUACAACUGUUAAGAACAUCCACUGGUAUAAUGGACGAUUGUUGCAGAAAACAAUUUACACCAACCUAUUCACUGUUCAAAUGUAGGGCAUUGAAAAAUGGAUGCAGCAUUGUGUGAAGUCUACUGGAUUUGCUGGGCACUAAAAAGAUGGAUGCGCAUCAUUAACCUUCUUGGAGGCGUCAUUUUGAGGUUUGCACACUGCUUCCACUUUGUUCCUUCUCCAGCCAGCUUUGACGGUUCAGGCAACGGCCAUAGAGGCGUUCUCUCAGAGUUUCGGACCCUCACCUCUUUGUCGGUGGUAAAGAACCUGUUGGUUACGGAAUGUGUAUUGCCAUGAAACAAGGAGGCGCUAGCCGCUAGGUGGAUUGAAGAUGAUGUGUAUGUUCUUCUCGGCUUUUCUGUUCUUAAGCGUCGUGUUGGUGUGUGUGUGCAUCCUCAAUGGUUCGCCACGUGUUGUUGUAGAGGCCGGGUUCAUCUAUUUGUAUCAGCCUGAUUCUUCAAUAAAAUAGCUGGUUUCCAAGCAAAAAAGGCGAAUCAUGCCCAGAUAUUGUAAAGCAUGCAUUGAUAUAGUGAAUGAAGUUGAUCCUGAACUGUGGAC